GCCCUUGAGGUAAGAUAAAACAUGUCAACAAUUAAUUUCAAAGUGAACUAUCCGUUUAACAUAGACUGAUACAGACUGAUAGGCAUCAAUAUGCAAAAGGGGAAAGAGUUGGACAAAUACACAAAUGUAGAGGAAGUAAAAUAUGAAAUAGGAGGUUUUAGAGAAAUAAACAAAUGAUGUGCUGACCUGAAUGAGGGAUGAGAGCAGAUAUAAUAAUCACGUAGUGUAAAUCUGCAGACAGAAACAUCAGACUCAGGACAGAAACACACGACCUCUAAAAAAUGGAGCAAACUCAAUAUUUGAUUCUUCUUCUCAUUGCUCUCUGCUCCGUAUCUGAAUGUGUUCAGCGUCAGUAUCACUUUAUAAACGUGAGGAAGAACUGGACUGAAGCUCAGAGAUUCUGCAGAGAGAAUUACACAGAUCUGGCCACCGUUGACGACAUGAACGACAUGAACGAGCUGAAGAAGAGUGUGAAUGAUGGAGGUGUUCAGGAUAUCUGGAUUGGGCUGCAGAAGACGGGUGUUGAUAAAUGGCAGUGGUCUUCAGGUGAACCUGCGCUCUAUCUGAACUGGGCAUCUGGACAACCUAAUGCUGGAGAUCAGGAGUGUGCUAUAAUGAAAAAUGGAGGUUGGAGUAAUGGACAAUGGCAUGAUUUGUCAUGUAGUGACAAUAUCAAUUUCAUCUGCAAUUCAUCUAACAACAUGAGCACAGGACUCGUCUUUGUCAAUCAGACGAAGAACUGGACAUACGCUCAGAGUUUCUGCAGACAGAAUCACAUUGAUCUGGUCAGUGUGAGGAACCUGAAUGAGAAUCAACAGAUUCAGAAGUUCAUCAAUGAUAAUCACAUAUCGACUGAUGUCUGGAUCGGUCUGUUCACCGUCAAAGCUCCAUUGCAGUGGUCAGAUCAGAGUAACUCCUCUUUCAGAAACUGGGGUCCUGGUGAACCUGAUAAUCAUGGAGGAAAUGAAAACUGUACAAUGAUCAAACAGAGUGCUCAGGGUCAAUGGGCAGACAUCUCUUGCAACUACCAGUUUCCUUUUGUGUGUCAUGAAGAUAAACUGAUUCUGAUCAAUGAGACUCUGACGUGGACUGAAGCUCUGAGAUACUGCAGACAGAAUUAUACGGAUCUGGUCUCGGUUCAUUCAGGCCAGAUGCAGGAGGAGGUGAUGAAUGUGGUUAAACGUGCGUCUACUGAGGCGGUGUGGUUGGGUUUACGUCACUCCUGCACUGUGGGCCUCUGGUUCUGGGUGAGCGGAGAGACCGUGUGCUAUCAGAACUGGGCUCCAGGGAACGGCACAGACGAGGACUGUGAGCGUACAGUGAGAUCUGGAGCAGUUCAGUCUGGAGGAGAUCAGCGCUGGAUCAGCCGUCCUGAACACGAUAAACUCAACUUCAUCUGCAGCAGAUAUGAAGACUGAAGGAGAUGUGUGUGUUCUUACAUAACUGGCAAACACUUCUUGUACUCUUUUUAUCAAUUUACAAUGAUAAUUUCUGUAACUGAAGAUUAUCGUGCAAGUCUUUAAUAUAAACUAUUGCACACUAUGUUUUAAAUACUCGAUGAAAUUAAAAUACAUUUUAAAAUGUGGAUAUUAAUUUGCAUUAAUAUGUUUAAAUAUUGAAUAUAACUCAAUAUUAUAUUUUUGACACAGUUGAUUUCAUGGGAUUUUGGUGGUUUGGCUUUCUUCUAUUCUCUGCUGUGUUUUGGA
Pimephales promelas (fathead minnow) is the source of this 1706-nucleotide messenger RNA. The record is from RefSeq and is a predicted model, not a curated record. Lineage: Eukaryota; Metazoa; Chordata; Actinopteri; Cypriniformes; Leuciscidae.